This is a messenger RNA of Diaporthe amygdali, 210 nucleotides long. Its product is annotated as Highly reducing polyketide synthase azaB. The record is from RefSeq and is a predicted model, not a curated record. The coding region runs from base 1 to 210 and encodes 69 amino acids. Lineage: Eukaryota; Fungi; Ascomycota; Sordariomycetes; Diaporthales; Diaporthaceae. The transcript has 2 exons.
AUGAACGCCUCUGAAGAUCCCUCAACGCGCCUGGCCGUCCGUGUCGAUAAGAAGCUCGCACAACUCAGAUUUGCGCUGGCACCGGUCGUGAACACCGUCACAAAAAAGCUGGCAGUGGUUUUCAGCGUGGACCCUGACGACAUGGACCCCGAGGUACCGCUGUCGCAAUACUGCAUUGACUCGUUGAUGGCCAUGGACUUGGGAAUUUGA